AUGUAUCCCCGCCGAGUCCUGAAAGGAGAUGGAUAUGAACCAGGCCGAAGCUGCGAUGUACAUGAAAAGCCCUACUGGUUAGGAUUGAACAAUUCUCAACUGACAUAUGAAGUGGAUAUCAUCGAAAGGACCUCAGAAGAUGGUCGGUAUACCGAUAUUGGAGAUAUUAAUCGUGUAUAA
This is a messenger RNA of Penicillium taxi, 180 nucleotides long. RefSeq lists its product as uncharacterized. NCBI's taxonomy places the organism in Eukaryota, Fungi, Ascomycota, Eurotiomycetes, Eurotiales, Aspergillaceae. The record is from RefSeq and is a predicted model, not a curated record. The transcript has a single exon. Bases 1 to 180 code for a protein of 59 amino acids.